AUGGCGUCCGAGCAGCUCCUGCAGCGUCGACCGGGUUGCUUGGUGCCUAUUCUCCUUCUCCUGGCCUCCGUGAUGAUGUGCCCUCUUGUUUGGUCCUCACCGCCGACGACUGUGAGACGGCCGCCGGAGCUAACCUUCCUCGCCGGAGCAGCAGAGAAGGGCGCAGUGUGCUUGGAUGGAAGCCCGCCGGCUUACCAAUUGGAGGCAGGCUUCGGCUCCGGAUCUCACAACUGGCUCGUCUAUCUAGAGGGAGGAGGGUGGUGCAGCACCGUUGAGGCUUGUUCGAAGCACACAAAAUCGGCGCUUGGUUCAUCUAACUUUAUGGAAGCGGUGCAGUAUGCUGGAAUUUUCAGCAACGACCAGAGCCAAAAUUCUGAUUUCUACAACUGGAAUAAAGUUUUCGUGCGGUAUUGUGAUGGGGCGUCAUUUUCUGGGGAUGCUGAGUAUGAAGAUCAAGAUGGAAACAGGCUAUUCUUCAGAGGGUUGCGCAUUUGGGAAGCGAUCAUUGAUGAACUCAUGGAGAAAGGACUUGCUAAUGCUAAACAGGCCCUUCUUGCAGGUUGUUCUUCUGGUGGUUUAGCCACACUACUGCACUGUGAUGAUUUUAGUGCACGUUUUCCUCGGAAGGUUGCAGUUAAAUGUUUUUCUGAUGCUGGAUUUUUUCUUGACAAAAAGGAUAUAGACGGAGAAAGUUUUUUCCGGUCCGUGUACAAUGGGGUUGUUCACCUCCAGAAUGUUAGCAAAGUUUUGCCCAAGGACUGCCUCGCUAAGAUGGAACCACUGGAUUGUUUCUUUCCUUCUGAGCUUAUUAAGAGCAUCAACACCCCCACUUUUAUUCUCAACUCUGGAUAUGACUCUUGGCAGAUACAAAAUGUACUAGUACCAGAUGAAUCCUCUCCCGAAAAGUCAUGGUUGACUUGCAAGGCUAACAUCCGAGACUGUGAUUCCACACAAAUCGAAGUCCUUCAUGGAUUCAGGAAAACAAUGGUAGGUGAUCUGAAAGUCGUCCAAGAUAAGGAGGAGUGGGGAUUGUUCAUUGAUUCGUGCUUCACCCACUGCCAAACACCAUUUAAAAUCUCAUGGGAUUCACAAAUUUCCCCAAGGCUUGGAAAUAAGACGAUCGCACAAGCUGUUGGAGAUUGGCACUUCAGCAGAGGCCAAAGAGUAAAAGAGAUCGAUUGCGAGUAUCCAUGCAACCCAACAUGCAACAGCCAGUUGCCUUCCUAA
Messenger RNA from Triticum turgidum subsp. durum (durum wheat), 1227 nucleotides. Lineage: Eukaryota; Viridiplantae; Streptophyta; Magnoliopsida; Poales; Poaceae. The record is from the annotation of a GenBank genome assembly.